UUGUCGCUAAGCUAGUAGUCAGAGUCGGUCACAAGUUACUGUUACACAGCUGUUUUGUUUGCUAGCCGAGGGGUUAGCUUCGCUAACAGCAAACUGAAAGAUUGACUUAAAGAACAGUUUUGUGUCCAGAUGAAACCUGCAGUGGACGAGAUGUUUCCUGAAGGAGCGGGACCGUAUGUGGAUUUAGACGAGGCAGGGGGCAGCAGCGGCUUGCUGAUGGAUCUGGCAGCCAACGAGAAAGCAGUGCACUCUGAUUUUUUUAACGACUUUGAGGAUCUCUUCGACGACGAUGACCUGCAGUGAUCGCAGCAUCCGAACACUCGUGGGAUUCUCUGAAUGUGUACAUAUAAUAAAUAAUGAACACGG
Molecule: messenger RNA, 366 nt
Organism: Nothobranchius furzeri (turquoise killifish)
Lineage: Eukaryota; Metazoa; Chordata; Actinopteri; Cyprinodontiformes; Nothobranchiidae
Gene: cops9
Product: COP9 signalosome subunit 9
Biological process (GO): negative regulation of protein neddylation
Source: RefSeq, a predicted model, not a curated record